Neodiprion virginianus is the source of this 2378-nucleotide messenger RNA. It is a transcript of the gene PI31, whose product is annotated as proteasome inhibitor PI31 subunit. The record is from RefSeq and is a predicted model, not a curated record. Bases 227 to 1213 code for a protein of 328 amino acids. Lineage: Eukaryota; Metazoa; Arthropoda; Insecta; Hymenoptera; Diprionidae. The transcript has 6 exons. Gene Ontology annotation, biological process: proteasome-mediated ubiquitin-dependent protein catabolic process. Gene Ontology annotation, molecular function: proteasome binding; endopeptidase inhibitor activity.
AGUAUAGAGCUACUGGCCGAAAACUAGGAAGAAUUGCAAUUCCCUGUUUCGUUGGGAUUGCCGUCAGUUAAAAACCAAGGAAAAUGUUUCCCUCGGUGUAGAACUUGAUUGGCUGAGUCUCCGGUUACCACGGUGCACUGGUUGUCACUCAGUUUUCCAUUGAAUUGCGUUCAAUUGCAUUGUCAUUCCUCCGCGAUUUUCGGCAAGGAACCUCAAGAGAAAAAUCAUGGCAGCUGAUCCAUCUAAUAUUUUUGGCUUUGAAUUGCUCUACAAAUCUGUGGAGAAUCAAAUAAAUAAGAAAGAUGACGUAUUGAUAACUCUGGUGCACUGGUACUUUGUUAGAACUGGAUUUAGAUGCAUUGGCACUGGUGACACGAAAACGUUUAAUCCAAAUGAAGUAGGAUCUGAAUUGCUACCUAACGGCUGGAACCAGAAUCCCAAUUACGCUUUGCGUUAUGUCAAGGAAGGAAAACUGUACAUUUUACUAGGCACAAAGUCAGAUGCCGAUUUAAUCCUCAAUCUGAUGCGAAUCGAAGACCACAGUGUGUCCAACAUUCAGUUUUUGGUCGACACAACUGUGUCUGCCCUGAAAGGGCCACUACAGACAUUGAUGCCGAGUUUCCAAAGUGUCAUAAACACCAUCAGAACGGACCUGGUUGACCCCGUUUAUACAGGAAAUGCAAGAGAAACAUCGACUCAAACUUCGACAGGCAAUGUGAACAGUACGCGUGAUAUUCCACGCCGCCCAAAUCGCUCGGAUUACGAUCCUCUCAGGGUAGGACCGCCACAAAGACCAAACCCAGAUCUUCCUAAUUGGAAUCCAAUGGCUGACCCAAGAGGAGUUGGAAGAUCAGAUCUGGAUCCAUUCGCAGGACCUCCAGGCAGCGGAGGAAUGAUCUUUGACCCUUUCUCAUCCGGCCCAUUUGGCCGAAAUCCACUAGGACCCGGAGGUCCUGGAGGUUUGGGAAUUCCUGGCCGCCUUCCCCCAGGGGGAUGCGAAAUUUCCAAAACAGAUGUCAAUGCAAUACUUGAAUGGCUUCUGAAUACAAAAUCGGCGCUGUGCCGCCUGGGGCGCGUUUUGAUCCCUUCGGGCCACCGGACGUUAAUCUUCCGCGGCCCCCCAGGGGUGGACCCGACAAUGACCAUUUACCACCGCCAGGGUAUGACGACAUGUUCAUGUAAAAGACGAGGCUUCAAGAAUAUGGAACGAUAGCGGAAUUUUCGGUUACUAAAAUUCUGCGUAAAUGUAUAAGAGCCAUUUAAUGUGUAUCAAUUUUUUAUCUAAUAAAAAAAAUAACUGGUCAGUUGUCGCCUCGUAAUUUAUUUCUGUGGGAGAUCAGGGCAAAGCAGAGCACCCUGGGGAAAGUGCAGGAUCAUGGUUAUUCGAAUGCCAAGGAAUUUUUGUAUUUCUGUUUACUUAUAAUCAAGGGAAAUAUUCCAACUUCUAAACUGUCGACAAGAUGUUUUUUGAAUUUUGCAGGGAAAAGCAGAAAUUGUGCAAAAAAUGUAAGAAAUAUUUUCGACCUACGUUACUUUGCCCCGAUUUCCCGUAUGUACGCAUGUGGACAUUAAUUCAGAAACGGCUAGUUUUUCGGUAAGGUCAAUUACGUUGGUAACGCAAAUUCAGUCUGCAGUGCCACUGUCAGACUACCGCUACGGGCUGAAUCUGCGUUACCAACGUAAUCGACCUUACCGAAAAACUAGCAGUCUCUGAAUUAAUGUCCACAUGUGUACAUACAUGCAAUAAACAUCGUUUAAUCUUAAAUUCCCUUGAAGAGAAUUUUUCUCUAUCUUCACGUUGGUAAGAAAAAUAAAUUAAAACCCCGCGCAGAAAUUCUCGGAUUGAAUAAUUUCAACGUAAGUAAUGAAUUUCUUUUUAAAUAUAAUUUAAUCACUGUAUCAAUAUUUAAACAAUAAUAUAAGUAUUGUGUGAUACGUAGUAAUUAAGGGACAUUAUUUUAUCAAAUCAAAUUAAAUAUAAUAAAAUAUAAUAAUAAUUGUUGAUUUAAUUCAGCUAACUUGUUACUAACUUAUAUUCGCUAUUUCUUUCAAUCGUACCAAUCAGGUUUCUGGGAUGACUUGCAAAUAUUAAUUAAGGACAGAUUUUACUGUAGCUUUGCUAUACAUGACUUACUUGACUCAUUUCGUAACAUCAUUAGUGAGAAUUAAUUAUGAAUAAACAAUUUCUGUUAAACAUUGGUUAUUCUCAUGUCUCCGUUUUACAUACCGUUAUUAAUUUUUAUCAUUAUUUUUAGAUCAUUGGAUAUAGAGAUGCAUAUAUCCAUUACGCAACUAAAUUUAGAACCCUUCAUUUGACACAAUGAUAAUUCAAUGUCUCAAAACCUCGAUAUUAUAACAUGGUAUAAUUAGAAAAAUUG